AUGGAUGUCGAUGCCUCUACCUCAUCUGCGCCGGUUGCGCACGAGAGCAUGACCUCUCGGGAUUACUACGCCGACUCGUAUGCACACUUUGGUAUCCACGAGGAGAUGCUCAAGGAUACCGUGCGCACGGGCACCUACCGCGCGGCGAUCAUCCAAAACCCGCACCUGUUCAAGGGCAAGACCGUUCUCGACGUUGGCUGCGGAACCGGUAUCCUCAGUAUGUUUGCGGCAAAAGCUGGUGCUGAGCACGUUGUUGGGAUCGACAUGUCGAACAUCAUCGACCAGGCCGCGAAGAUCGUCGAGGCCAAUGGCUUCAAAGAUAAGAUCACGCUUGUGAAGGGCAAACUGGAGGAAGCCGAGUUGCCGAUCAAGCAGUUCGACAUCAUCAUCUCCGAGUGGAUGGGUUACUUCUUGCUCUAUGAGUCCAUGCUCGACACCGUCCUCGACGCUCGCGACAAGUACCUCAAGCCUGACGGUCUUAUCUUCCCUGACCACGCGACCAUGUACCUCGCCGCGAUUGAGGAUCAGGACUACAAGGAAGAGAAGAUCAACUUCUGGGACAAUGUCUAUGGCUUCGACUACUCUUGCAUCAAGGACAUAGCAUUAAGAGAACCUCUCGUUGACACUGUCGAGUUGAAGGCCGUUGUGACCGACCCAUGCAUGUUCCGCGAAAUCGACAUCAAGACGGUAAAGAAGGAGGACCUAAGCUUCACCGCGCCAUUCAAGCUCAAGGCGACUCGUGAUGACUAUGUCCACGCAUUCCUGGCAUGGUUUGAUGUGUCCUUCAAGUGCACGCACAAACAAGUCUCGUUCUCCACCGGCCCUCAUGCGAAAUACACACAUUGGAAACAAACUGUCUUCUACACCCCGGAGACGCUCACGAUCAACGCAGGUGACGAGAUUACCGGCACCCUGAAGUGCGCACCGAACGCACGCAACAACCGCGACCUCGAUAUCACAAUAGCAUACCAAGCACCACGCAACGAGCCGACGACUAUGGAUUAUAAGAUGUAUUAA
This is a messenger RNA of Peniophora sp. CBMAI 1063, 1017 nucleotides long. Lineage: Eukaryota; Fungi; Basidiomycota; Agaricomycetes; Russulales; Peniophoraceae. The record is from the annotation of a GenBank genome assembly.